Molecule: messenger RNA, 2021 nt
Organism: Serpula lacrymans var. lacrymans S7.9
Lineage: Eukaryota; Fungi; Basidiomycota; Agaricomycetes; Boletales; Serpulaceae
Exons: 1
Coding region: 1200-1370 (56 amino acids)
Source: RefSeq, a predicted model, not a curated record
CGCUAAACAACGUUAAAUUGUCAUCUCUAUCUGGAUUUCGUCGGGAUAUUGAUACAGCACACUGUCUCCGGUUUCACAUGCUACUACCUUCAGGUGGGACUGAACGCCACCUACAUCAUGCUCUCACCCGAAGCACACUGUUCAGCGAAGUCGUGAUCACGAGUUACCUGCAUAUCCUACCAGGCCUGUGACAUCAUCGCCUAGAUUACUCUGCUCCAUGUUCGAAGAACUCCAACUUGCAUCCGUAUGUUACCUUUUUCAUGAACAAUGAACAUAUGAUGGGAGAUAUGGGCCGCGAGGAGUUCCUGCAUCGAGAACCAUGCAGCCUUGACACUACGUAUGUCAUGACGUUGGUGCUUUUACACGGCGUUGCUUCCCGUUACUUCACUACCCAGUGGGCUGGAGCUGUCGAAGUAUGACACCCACCGAUGUCAUGGUAUGAAGACAGCAGUGAUGUUCCCCCAAUAUGACGAGCUACGAAGGAUAUCCUGCACCUUCUAGAAAGUGUCGAUCUCUGGACCAAACCUACUACAGCCGAUUCAAAGUUUUUUCUGCUUCAUCGUCACCGUCAUCUCCAAAUCUAGGCCGAGCAGAACGUAACUAUUCCAAAGAAACAAGGCUACGUCUUCUGUGAUGUCACUGAACAAUGACAUUGUGCCGCUCGAAUGCUCUCCCAAUACCCAUAAGGGCGAGCCCCAAGUUGGAAUGUGGUGUCAUAACGCUAGAAGACCUUGGUCAACCAAAGAAAGUGAGGCGCAGUGGCCUGACAGUGCCAGUCUCCACGCACCGUCAUAGCAAUGCAUAAAGUUUGUGAGUGGUCACGGAAUAGUAUCCAGCGGAGUCAGCAUCCACCACACGCACCGUUUGUAGCAGCCUCCGCUGACUCCACGUGCAAAAAUGAUAGCGAUAGUUGAUGUGAUGUGAUGUGGAUCCGGGUGGAGUUUUACGACACCAUCGGGGACCAUGAAAGUAAAUCCCAACACAUAUCGGAGGCACCACCAUCGCGAGAAUUUCAACGAUAACCCCGACACCUCGAUAUCCCAGCACCGCGAUUAGAAGGAUCAGCAUCCUCGCAGACGCGAUAUCACGAGGCUCUGUUCCAACCCGAGCCAACCGCAGGCGUCUUCAAUUAAGAUCCUAAUUGCGACCAGGCGUCCCGCGAAGCAUGGGAUUUGCAGGAGCGGUGUAGAGUUUGGCUAAUGGAGACGCUUGGGGUACAGAUUAUAUGGAGCGGAGCGCCUGAGAUGUCGGGUUGGACAAAGUGGCGCCAGAUGACGAUCCAAGAACAGGUGGUGGCCCACCAUGGAGACUUCCAACUUCUAUGCCCGACGGAGAUUUUGGUCGAGGACGAGAAUGGCAGCUUGCCAUGAAGCCCGGGAUUACAAAACCUAAACUCGCGGGAUGACUUCUGAGCACCAUAGAUAUGAAGCGAUGCGAAUAAGCGAAAGACAUAUACGAUGAUAUCGGAAGUAUGAGAUCUUGGGUGAUACUAAACAAUAUAUCUCGUCCAGACAGAGGGUCAGCAGUCUCCCGUCAGCAGGAGGCGAAACCCAUCUACCUAAAACACGAACCAGGGAACCUUGGGCUCCAAACAAGUCAGAGCUAACUUCAAGUUACCAUCUUUAUCAUCAACCUCGAUAUGCAGUGUUCGAUAUUCACGCGAGAACAGAAUCAAGCUAUCCCGCGAACCGAGGAACGACUGGGAAUGACAGGCGAGAGCUAAGAGAGUUAUACGAAAGCGUAUGUUCUCAUGACCAUGACCACCCAUAUCAUAUCGAUAACGCACGACCCAAAUCAGAAAGUUGACUGGAAGGCCCGAGACAUCGAUAUAGAUAAUCGAGUGAUAGAUUAAACCUGAAUGCAGUGCAAUGCAGUGCGAUAAUGGCUGGGUGCGGUUAGGCUGUAAGUAAGUAGCCGGUUUGACAAUGAUGCCUGAGUCGCCGGCGUGCAAGGAGCGCUGAAGAAGCACGUCCAGCAUGGAAGUGAGGAAGAAGUAGAAGUAUGUUGCAGCGCUACGCUAC